AUGUAGUUGUCAUGUAUGUUCUGUGAUCAUAAAGGGAGUCUGCCAGGAUUAUUGAAUAUGGCUCUUUACUCAAGGUAUCAGACUGAUUUUUGUUAACUAUAAUUACGCAGCCAAACUACUAUUCGCUUCUAGGAUUAGGCAUGUUUAGAGGAGUUAGAAGAUUAUUACACCUUUCCACAUUUGAAAGAUAAUCAAAAGCAGCUGAUUGAAUAUUAUAGAUAUCAUAGAGACAUCCCUAGGAUUUUCAUCAAGAACAUUACUCCUUAAUUGGAAGCUUAUCAUGAGAAGCAAAGAGAGAUUAGAUACAAGAAGAUAAAGAAAUAAUUAGGGAUGCACGUUUAGGACACAACUAGAGAUAAUAUGAUAUAUUCAUUUAAGGCUCUGAAAGGGCUAAGUGAACUAUAGACAACAAGAUAAUUACAACAAUUGGUCAAAUAGAUCAAACCUCUUUUUUAUGAUAAAAGUGCGAUUGCUACAUUGAUAUAACAACAAAAGUAGUAAAUGGUACAAUCUCCUCAACUGAAGAAAUUAUUGAAAAUGGAUAAUAUUAAUACUGUUACUACUCAAGCGACGAAGAGAACUUAUCAUACUUAUCAUACGCUUUAAGAUGUAAAAAAGAAGGGUCACAAAAAACAACUCACUUUAUGCACAGAGCAUUCUCCUGAAGAUAGGAAUGAUUUCUAUAAGAGAUGGUCUGAUGUUUUAAGUCAUAGAUAAUUAUAAUAUCAUAAAAAUAAAAUUAAAAAUACUCUUCUCAACAAAAAGACAUCACUUAAAUGA
Messenger RNA from Paramecium tetraurelia, 780 nucleotides. RefSeq lists its product as uncharacterized. The record is from RefSeq and is a predicted model, not a curated record. Lineage: Eukaryota; Ciliophora; Oligohymenophorea; Peniculida; Parameciidae. The transcript is spliced from 3 exons.